CGGCGGCGGCCGCGCAGCCCUGGCUCCUCGCGGGCUCGGGCGGCGGCUGCGGCGGGGCUAUGGCGAGCGGCGGCGGAGGCGGUAACACCGGCGCGGCCGGAGGCCAGGGGCUGGGCCUGAGCCUCGGCCUGGGCCUGGGCCUGAGCCUCGGCAUGGGUGAGGCCACUGGCGAGGCGGAGGAGGAGGCGGCCGCGGCCGAGGCGGUGGGACGCCUGGCUACGACGCUGUGGCUGCGGCUCCGCGGCUGGGAGGCGGUGCUGGCGGCGGCGCAGCGGCUGCUGGUGUGGGAGAAGCCGCUGCACAGUCUGGUCACAGCGGCCGCGCUCAACGGCCUCUUCUGGCUGCUGUCUUCGUCGUCCCUCCGGCCCUUCUUCCUGCUCAGCAUCUCACUUCUGGCCUAUUUUCUCCUGGAUCUUUGGCAGCCUCGCUUUCUCCCGGAGGUUUCAGCGUCAUCCCCAGAGGAGCCACACUCUGACAGUGAGGGUGCGGGGUCAGGCGCCCGGCCGCACCUGCUGAGUGUGCCCGAGUUGUGCAGAUACCUGGCUGAGAGCUGGCUCACCUUCCAGAUUCACCUGCAGGAGCUGCUGCAGUACAAGAGGCAGAAUCCAGCUCAGUUCUGUGCCCGCGUCUGCUCUGGCUGUGCUGUGCUGGCCGUGCUGGGACACUAUGUUCCAGGGAUAAUGAUCUCCUACAUCGUCUUGCUGAGCAUCCUGCUGUGGCCCCUGGUGGUUUAUCACGAGCUGAUCCAGAGGAUGUACACUCGCCUCGAGCCGCUGCUCAUGCAGCUAGACUACAGCAUGAAGGCAGAAGCCGACGCCCUGCAUCACAAACACGACAAGAGGAAGCGCCAGGGGAAGAACACUCCCCCAGGAGGCGAUGAGCCACUGGCAGAGACAGAGAGUGAAAGCGAGGCGGAGCUGGCCGGCUUCUCCCCAGUGGUGGAUGUGAAGAAAACGGCACUGGCCUUGGCCAUCACGGACUCGGAGCUUUCAGAUGAGGAGGCUUCUAUCUUGGAGAGUGGCGGCUUCUCUGUGUCCCGGGCCACAACUCCACAACUGACCGAUGUCUCUGAAGAUUUGGACCAGCAGAGCCUGCCAAGUGAGCCCGAGGAGGCCCUGAGCCGGGAGCUGGGAGAGGGAGAGGAGGCAGAGCUGGCCCCUCCCGAAGACAUGCUGGGCCCUCCUCAAGCCCUCUCAGGGCAAACCCUGGACUCGGAGGAGGAGGAAGACAUGGCCGCCAAGGACACCUUGCUUCGGCUCUCAUCCCCCCUUCACUUUGUGAACACGCACUUCAAUGGGUCAGGGUCUCCCCCGGAUGGAGUGCCGUGCUCCCCUGGAGGACCAGUGGAGACGCUGAGCCCUGAGGCAGUGAGUGGUGACCUCACUGAUCCACCCAGCACCCUGUCACCCCCACUUUGCCUUGCUGAAAGUGACCCAGUCCCCUCUCCUGCCAUGCUCCCACCUCCUCCCCAGGACUCUCCCCAGCCCCUGCCUGCCCCUGAGGAAGAGGAGGCACUCACCACUGAGGACUUUGAGUUGCUGGAUCAGGGGGAGCUGGAGCAGCUGAAUGCAGAGCUGGGCUUGGGGCCAGAAGCACCCGCAAAGCCCCCUGAUGCUCCACCCCCUCCAUCCGUGGGGCCUGAUGCCCAUUCUCUGGUACAGUCAGACCAAGAGGCUCAGGCCAUGGCAGAGCCAUGAGCCACAGGGGAAGGAGCUGCAGGCACAGCAGGGCUUCCUGGCUGGAGGCGCCACUGUUUCCUCCUGUCCCUGAAGCUCUGAGGAGGGCCAGCGUGGGGCAGCUGGCUGUCAGAUGGUAGCCACUCCACCCUCUGCCUGCCUGCCUGCUGUCCUGGGCCUGGCGUAGUACCUGUGCCUGGGAUUGGUUUUAAGUCUGUAAAUAAUUUUCCAUUUGGAUUUGUGGAUGUGAACAGGGCUAGGGAAGUCCUUCCCACAGCCUGCACUUGCCUCCCUGCCUCAUUUCCAUUCUCAUUCCACGAAGCACCAAACCCUGGUGGUCUAGCCCUUUUUUUUUUUCCUCCUAUCCUCAGGGACCUGUGCUGCUCUGCCUUCAUGUCCCACUUGGUUGUUUAGUUCAGGCACUUUAUAAUUUUUCUCUCCUGUCCCUUACUCCUCUGCUUUGUUUUCCUGCUGUGUCAUGUCCUUAGCAGCUCAACAACCCCUCCCCCCACCACCACCUUUGCCAGCUCCACUUUCCCAGCAGGCACUGCAAAGCUUUAGGGAGGCUCCUGGUCUGGGGGAGAGGGGGUGGUAAAGAAUAAACCCAAGGUGGUGGGUCAGACCAGGAGUUCUGCAUUAGGUCACUGUACCCUCUGUAACCGCCCCUGCACCCUCGCACCAGGUCAGCCCAGCAUUUCAUGGUGCAGGAGGGCAGAGAACCUACAGCACACGCGCCAGCGCUGGGAUUGGUGAGCGUGCAUUCCGUCACUGAGAUGGGGGUCUCCUUACUGCCGUAGGGGGGAAGAAGGAAACCUCCUCUGGGCCAGGGAUGGCCCAAGUGUGGUGGGAGCCCCGUCCCAGGGCCAGGAAAUAGUAACAUCUGUGCAGGUGUCGACUGGAAAAAUAAAAGCGUUGAUUGGCUGGAACCGCCGCCCGCCUGCUUGCCUGCCUGCCUGCCGCCUCACUGCUUUGCUUUCCACACACACUGAGCUUUGUCUGCUCUUCACCUCACCCCCUUUCACCCCAGUCUUGCUCCUGGCUGUUUAUUUACCUUGGUGCAAAACAAGGCCAGAGGCAAGGCUUAGCCUGACCAGCCUAGCUUCCCUUUAUGGCAGUGUGGUGUGUUAGUGAGAUUUAGCAUGUGUGAAUAAAGUGUGUGCAGGAGGAACUGGCUCUGUCUUCCCAAUCACUAGAACUCUAGGAUCAUAACAAUUGUUUCUGUCUGGGUGCCUGCAAGCCUAACCCUGUCUUCCAUGCAGUUUUUCACCCUUCCACCUGCUAACAGUUGACUUGUUCAGCCCUGGUUUGUCUACACUGGGAAAACCAGUGAAGCCAUGGAGUUCUUACACCUGUAUCAGAACUAAAGUCAGGCCAAGGAACACUGAAGAGAUAGUUUCUAACACUUAGUGAGUGCAUAGUAUGCCCCUGCUCUAUUCUGAGUGGUUUUUAUGUGUAUUAACAUUUUUCUCACAAUGCUGGGGCACAUACUGCGAUUGACUUCCCAGAGGCCAUGAGGACCAGUGAACAGCCAGGAUCCAGCUCAGGCAGAUAGGUUCCAGCAAGCACACAGUAAGCCCCUGUCCCUUAGGGCACAACGGUUAAGACGCUCAGGGAGGCAGGAAGUGUAGAGUGGACUCCUGGCGGUCCUUCCUCCAUGGGGAGCAGAGCCCGGAACAGAGCAGAUGGCCGCCUUUGGAGUUCAUGUCCUCAGCCUUCAGCUGCAGCUACCAUAUGGCAAUGCUCCCUGUCUUUUGGGUUGAUUCCUAUGCCACGUAGUUUGUGUGUGAGAAUUUUCCAUUGUCAACCAUUUGCCAGGGAGACAAUCUCUUAGGGAUACCUGAGGCUCCGUCCUCUGCCACUGGAAGAAUGUGAGCUUUUAAUCAUCUAGAAAACGGAAAAACAGUUCUGGUUGACAAACAGGCAUUCAAGAAAAAAUAGAACUGAACAAUCAGACAAAGGUGGCCAGUACCCUGCUUUUAAUCCAUUUCCUUGUUGGACUUGCUGUUUGAGGACAGAAGCAGAAGCCUGUAUCUGGGUCAAAAUACUCCUCUUAGGUUUGGAGUUCCAUAGGAAUCUCUUCUUGACAUUCCUUUUGGUCUGAUGGUUGCUGCAGAGUUGUUUAUGAAUUUCUUAUUAUCAGGUGUCCUAGUCAUUUUGUGCCAUGUAGUGAGAGAGACAAGAAGAAAUCUUUUCAUAUGAGCGAAAAAAAGCCAGAAAUAUGAAACCUACAAUUAGACUAAAUAAAAAUCAAUUGUAGAAAUCCAGGCUAGGGGAAGAAGAGUUGGUUGCAUGCUCCCGCUGGGGGUGGGGACAGUGCCCUCAAGUUAACUGUGUAGUCAGACAGCAGGUAGUGUAAUGUCGCUGCUCAUAAAUUCAGCUUUGUAGCCUGCAAACAAGGAGGGUAAUACUCUAAUGUGCUGCCAGUGGGUGGCUUGCUAUGCUUGUGGACAAACACAAACUGCUGUGUGCCCGGGAGAGGCCACCAGAGACGGCUGAAGUCCUCACUGAGGGACCAUUGAAAGGACUGCAGAUGUUGAAUCCAUGGAGAGCUGGGUUGAGCCAUGUCAGCUGCCCCGAACUGUGAAGGCCGUAGGGCUUCAGAGAGCAGAAAUUAAAUCUUUGGGUACAGGUUGAUUGGUAAUAGUGCUGGAUAGAAUUUAGUUUUCUGGUCAAAGGAUAUGGCAAAACAGUAGAUUUAAAGGAUCUUUAAAAGUACAGUGACCAGGGGGCUGGCGCUGUGGCACAGUGGAUUAAAGCCCUGGCCUGAAGCAUCGGCAUCCCAUAUGGGUGCCAGUUCUAGUCCCAGUUGCUCCUCUUCCAAUCCAGCUUUCUGCUAUGGCCUGGGAUAGCAGUAGAGGAUGGCCCAAGUUCUUGGGUCCCUGCACCCAUGUGGGAGACCCACAAGAAGCUCCUGGCUUCAAAUCGGCCCAGCUCUGGCCGUUGCGGCCAUCUGGGGAGUGAACCAGUGGAUGGAAGACCUCUGUCUCUCUGUCUCUACCUCUCUCUAUAAGUCUGUCUUUCAAAUAAAUAAAAUAAAUUUAAAAAAAAAUGUACAGUGACCAGGGCCAGUGUUGUGGUGUAACUGGAAUGCUGACAUUCCAUAUGGGUGCUGGUUCAUGUCCAGCUACUCCACUUCUGAUUCAGUUCCCUGUUUUUGAUUUUGUUUUUAAGAUUUAUUUACUUAUUUGAAAGGCAGAGAUACAGAGAGAAGGAGUUCAUCUGCGGUUUCAUUCCCCAAAUGGUUGCAAUGGCCGGGGCUGGGCCAGACCGAAGCCAGGAGCCAGGAGAUUCAUCUGGGUCUCCCACAUGGGUGCAAGGGCCCAAAUACUUGGGCUUUCUUCCACUGCUUUCCCAGGGGCAUUAGCAAGGAGCUGGAUCAGAAGUGGAGAAGCCAGGACUUGAACCGGAGCCCAUAUGGGGUGCUGACACUGUAGAUGGAGGCUCUGGCCCCUCGGUUCCCUGUUAAUGGCCUAGGAAAAAGCAGCAGGAAAUGGCCUAAGUGCUAGGGCCCCUGCCACCCACGUAGGAAACCAGGAUGAAGCUCCUGGUUCCUGGCUCCUGGCUUCAGCCUAGCCAAGUGCUAGCUCUUACGGCCAUCUGGGGAGUGAACCAGUGGAUGGAAGAUCUCUCUCUCACUCUGUGUUUCUCCCUCUAAGUAAGUCUUUAUAAAAAAAAAAAAAGUACAGUGACCAAGGACAGUGGUUCUAAAAAUUGCUAAUUCUAUAUGGGAAGACAAGUCUCGUAUGUACCAUGUUUUGUUUUUUAUCAUCCAACGGGAUUCUCUCCUUCCAUCUGCUCCCUGAAAUGUUGGGACUUUGUUGGGUGGUACUGGCUCGCUUUUCUUGGCACUCUGUUCAGCCAUCCUGGGCAAUUUCACGUCGUCACUAAUGUAGUUCCCACUUGUGCUGUUGUGUGUCUCGGUACAGCUUCUUUCCCACAACUUCCAAUGAGGCAUCUCCUCUUGAAGAACCUUCUGCUCAACGAUCAAAACCUGAACGCAUCCUCUUAUCACCCUCUUUCUACUUCACUCCCACCUCCCCCAAACCGAAGGCUUUGUAUCUUCCAUCUUGCUUGCCUGCACCACAAGCCACAAAGACCUACGUUUCCCUCAUUCCGCAUCCACCUGAUCACCAGUUACUACUGAUCUGGUGCCAUAAUCAUUUCUCAACUCGGCUGCCGUCAUGGCUGUGAUUCAUUUUCCUCAUCUCUCACUGCCCACAUUCUUGUUCCCCACCCAAAAUUCACCCCCAGCAACAUACCUAGAUUAUUUUAAAGUACAAGUUAGAUGAUCUUUCUGCUGAUUUACUAUUCACCAAAGGCUCUCCUCCUAACAAGAUAUAAAUGCAAGAGCCCUAGUAUGGUUAAGAAUCCUGAAAUUGGAGCCUGGCCUGCUCAGCCGUCUGCCCUCCCCUAGCCUCCAGCCCCACACAUCCUAGGCCUCCACUUAGCAAAUGCCUCAUUUGUCUUUUAAGAUGCACUACAGGGGACUGGCAGUAUGGCGCAGGGGGUUAACCUGCUGCUUGCCUCACCGGCAUCCCAUGCUGGAGCACUGGUUUGAAUUCUGCAGCUGUGCUUCUGGUCCAGCUCCCUGCUAAUGUGCCUGGGAAGGCAGCAGAGGGUGGCCCAAGUCCUUGGAUGCCUGCCACCCACGUGGGAGACGAGGAGGGAAUUCUCUGCUCCUGGCAUUGGUCUGGCCCAAAUCUGGCUGGUUCAGCCAUUUCAAGAGUGAAUUGGUAGAUGGAAGGUCUUUCUUUUUUGCCUCUCUCUCCUUCUCUCUCUGUUGUUUUGCCUUUCAAAAAUGAUGUACCUCAGACCACAUCUCAUCUGUGACCCUCCCCGGUAGCCUCCAUCACUGCCCCUCCUCAGUCCAGCUCUCUGAGAUCAGACAAGAUCAGGUGUGUUCAGGGAGGUAUGGCCAUAGACUCCAGCUCUCCUAAUGCCCUCACAGUUCUUGGGCACACUUCCAUUCUCCUGCAUACCACAUGAAACCCCCAUACUCACUCUACAAGUCUGUGUCUGUGUAGCCUCUACUCUACGGCUUAUUCUUAAGGGUAAAGGCUAUGUCUUACUCAUCGGAAUGAAAAGUUGGCAUGUGCUAGAUGUUCAAUAAAUGUAUGUGAGACUAAA
This is a messenger RNA of Lepus europaeus (European hare), 6803 nucleotides long. RefSeq names its product reticulophagy regulator family member 2 (gene RETREG2). The record is from RefSeq and is a predicted model, not a curated record. NCBI's taxonomy places the organism in Eukaryota, Metazoa, Chordata, Mammalia, Lagomorpha, Leporidae. The transcript has 9 exons. Bases 60 to 1697 code for a protein of 545 amino acids.